Messenger RNA from Notechis scutatus (mainland tiger snake), 3608 nucleotides. RefSeq names its product phosphatase domain containing paladin 1 (gene PALD1). Lineage: Eukaryota; Metazoa; Chordata; Lepidosauria; Squamata; Elapidae. The record is from RefSeq and is a predicted model, not a curated record.
CCGAUCCGCCAAAAGCGGAGGCGGCGGAGCGGGGGAAGUUCCUCCGGCCUCCCCACAAGUGGAAGCCGCGCGCUCUCCAGAAGCCAGCGGCGCGUGGAUGCGCCAGGGAAACAAAGGGCUGGCUCUGCGCCCCGCCGCUCCGCUUGGCUCCGCUCGGCUCCGCUCCGCUCUCCGGGCCGGCGGGGGAUGCAGCCUUUCCGUUGCCUGUGGAUUAUGGGUACAACUGCCAGCACAGCCCAGCAGACAGUAGCAACAGCAACAUUUGAGAAUAUUCACGGCAGUGGAGCCAUGGAGGAUCACCAUUCCCUCAGCAUACACUCCUUCCAGACCAUUGGCCUCCACAAUAACAAAGCCAAGUCUAUCAUUACUAAUAAGGUGGCUCCUGUUGUCAUUACCUACAAUUGCAAACAAGAAUUUCAAAUACAUGAUGACUUAUUGAAAGCCAGCUAUUCUGUGGGGCGGAUUACAGAAUCUACUCCAGAACACUAUCUUGUCCAGGGGAAAUAUUUUAUGGUCCGUGAUGUAUACGGCAAAUUAGAUGUCCUGAAUACUUCCAGCACUUGUGGGGCUCCCAACUUUCGGCAGGCCAAAGGAGGAUAUGCCGUGUUCGGGAUGGGGCAGCCCAGCUUUGGUGGAUUCAAGCAAGUCCUGCAGAAGCUCCAGAAUGAUGGUCAUAAGGAAUGUAUUGUGUUCUGCAUUCGUGAAGAACCUAUACUUUUUCUGCGUAUGGACAAUGAUUUCAUCCCCUACACUCCAAGAGCAAAGGAGAACUUGAAGGAGAACCUACACAAUCUGCACAGAGGUGUCAAAGUAGAAGACCUGGAAGUCUCUAUUCGAAAAGAGAUACAUGACUUUGCCCAGCUGAGUGAGAAUAUAUAUUACGUCUACAAUGACAUUGAACGUUUCAAAGAUGAGCCGCAUUCAGUCAAAAUCUUCUGUGAAGAAGACAUCCAAGUGACAGAGGAAGUGUACAAGAGGCCUGUCUUCCUGCUGCCAUCUUAUAGGUACCAUCGGCUGCCUUUGCCUGUGGACGGAGCGCCUUUAGAAACACAGUUUGAUGCUUUCAUCAGUUUCCUCCGGGAAAGUCCAAAUCUGCUCCUUCUCCAAGAUCCCAGCAAGCCACCUCCUGCUCUGGUGUUUAGUUGCCAAACUGGUGUUGGGACGACCAAUUUCGCCAUGGUCUUAGGAACUCUGGUCCUCUUUCACCGUAAAGGUGGUCUACCAAAACAAGACCUUCCACAGUCUCCCAAAUAUUCACCCAGGGAACAAUUUCGGAUUAUUCAGAACUUCAUUGGCAUAGUACCCAAAGGGCAACAGAUAGUGGAAGAGGUGGAUGCUGCCAUUGCCUUGUGUUCAGAAAUGCACGAUGUGAAGGAAGCCAUCUAUGAAUACAAGAGGAAAUUAGAAGGAAUUGGAGAAGACUAUCAAAACCAGAAGAACAGCACCAAAGAGUGUUUCCUUCAGAAGAUGCUACAGAGGCUUGAAUGCUAUUUCUUCUUGAUUGCUUUCAAUUAUUACCUCCAUGAACAGUAUCCCCUGGCUUUUGCUCUCAAUUUCAGUCGAUGGAUCUGCAGGCACCCUGAGCUGUAUAGACUUCAAGCCAACAUGAAUCUGUCAGAACUUACAAUCACAGCGGAACACAUAACUAAAGGAAUACGGGUCCUGGUUGUGGAUGAACGGUUUUCUCCAGAUGUUCUUAGUACCAUCAAAGACAUGAAUGUGGCCAACUUCCGGAGGGUUCCUAAAAUGCCCGUGUAUGGAAUGGCUCAGCCGAACUCCAAGGCAAUUGGGAAUGUCUUGAACUACCUGACAGAUGCAAAGCGGAAACAUUCUCACAUCUUAUGGAUUAAUCUCCGUGAAGAUAUAGUUCUAGAAGAGAAUGAACAAACCUAUACCCUACGGGAAGUUGGCAAUCUGGAACAGCAGAUAACAGUACCUGUAGCAUCAUCAGAACAACUAGAGAAACUGGAAUCUGUCUUGAAGAAUGAUCUGUUGAAAUCCCAGAAACGGAUUGAGGUUUAUUUGGAACAGGAGAAGCAGAUGAAAAUGUUGAAAUCCUGCAUAACCAUGCAGGAGAUAUUUAACCAGCACAAAAGCAACUGCCAAGGGCUGGCCUACAAACGGAUCCCAGUUCCGGAUUUCUGUGGACUGAGGGAGAAGGACUUUGAUCAGAUGCUGGAAGCCAUGAAAGGUGCGCUGGCUGAAGACUUACACACAGCCUUUGUGUUCAACUGUCACAGUGGCAGAGGAAGAACUACAACAGCCAUGGUUAUGGCUGUCCUCAUACUUUGGCAUUUCAAUGGAAUCCCUGAGAUCAUGGAGGAUGAGUUUGUGAGUGUGCCUGAUGCCAAGUACACAAAAGGAGAAUUUGAGGUGGUGAUGAAAGUGCUUCAGAUAUUGCCAGAGGGACACCGGAUGAAGAAGGAGGUCGACAUGGCAUUGGACACAGUGAGCGAAACGAUGACGCCUAUGCACUAUCACCUGAGAGAAAUCAUCAUCAGUACUUACAGACAGGGGAAAACUGCAAAGGAGGAAGCAGAAGUACAGACCUUACAGCUAAGGAGCCUGCAAUUCUUGGAACGCUAUAUUUAUCUCAUUCUGUUCAACGCCUACCUUCACUUGGCCAAAAAAGACUCCUGGGAGAAACCUUUCAGUAUCUGGAUGCAUGAGGUGGCAGCCAAGGCAGGUGUCUACGAGAUCCUGAACCAGCUGGGUUUUUCUGAAUUUGAAACUCUGGACAGCCGGGCACUCUCCCAUCUUCGCUACCGCUGGCAGGAGCAAAGCCGUAGUACCCUGCCCUUCCGAGGAGAGUUCAUUUAAGACCCAGCAUUAUUUAGGACCUGGAUAAUGUGGCUUAAAUCACCACCUCUCUCUGUUUUUUUUUUUUUUUUUGAAGCUUAUGAAAUAUGUGCCUUUAAGAAGGAUUGUGUUUCCAAGAAAAAGAGGUUAAACGGCCUUAAAGACAUUUUUAGGAUUUUUUUUCCCCCAGGUAGAAUAAAAUAAAUUUAAACAAAGCUGAUGCUCUAUAACUUCUCUUGGUCCCCAGGGUGCCACAAAAGACUUUUUUUUUCCUGAGGACUUGGUGCCUAAGGUAAUUUGUAUAUUAUGUAUAUGCAGAAGUAGGAAACAUUUAAUGGGCAGCUCCAUGUGGCUUAAGUAUUUCUUGCGUGUGAAUCUCGUUGUUUUGUUAUGAUGAUGCCGAUGUACAUUUAUGAUACUUCAAUUGGUAAUCACCCUUGUUGGACAGUUGUACUGUGCCAAGGAUGGGAGAAGGUUACCUACACUGCCCAAUCUGGACCUUUCACAGCAUGUUUAAGAGGAUAUUGAAAUUUCUAGAGUGUCUGGAAUUACACACACACACACACACACACACACACACACACACGCACACACGGUGCUUCUCUGAAUACAGCAAAUGAUUAAUUCACCUGUCCUGCCUUCUUGGUCUGAAUUGGGUGAGGAGCCUAUAGACUUGCAGAUGUUAAACUACAGCUGAUCAUUUUUAAUGUCUGUGGAGAUUCUCAAUCAUCCAGAACCUAAAAAUAUUCUUAGUACCUACACUAAGGCGAGGGAUCUACAACCUAACAGAUAUUGUUGCCCCUAUAACA